CGAUAUAUAAUAACAAUAUAGAUUUGAUGGAGCAAAGUCAUUUUGCAGGCUCAAGAGCCAACGGUAACACCAGCAAUGGCAUCGGUGAUGCCUUUGGACAAGCACCUGGAGUGUCGCAUUACACUUUGCCCGGAGUGAUGCAGUAUUUGCAGUCGCAGUUUACCACAGUGGAGCGCAACAGGAUGAUGUCUGAUUUAGAAAGGUCAGCUUUGAAACUUCGUAUUGUGGAGCUCGAGAGCGAAAGAAAUACGCUCAAGCUCCAGAAUGAAAAGUUGAAAGCUCGUGUGGAGGAAUUGGAAAAGGAACACACGCAGACCAAGGAGCCUUCGACGGAUGAAUCAAAUGUUGAUCGCCUGCUCACUGUGGACAAUAUCGAUGUCACAAGACUUGUGAAGGCAAGACAAUUCCUAAAGACGGCAACAAAUGAGAUUCUUUAUAUGCUGAAAAGUCCCACGGUCGAGCUUUCAGACCCAUUGCAUUUUUCUAAAGACGAGACAUAUGAAUUCUACUCUAACCUUAACGCACGCUCGACGCCAUCACAGAAGGCCAGCACAUUAUCUUCUGAGGACAGUGCUGCUGCUGAUUACCUAGAUAUGGCUAUUUCGUUAGAGGCCAACAACAAGCCACACAAUGACGAUAAUCACAAAGUUCCUGCACAGGCAGUUGCUAAGCCAUCCAAAACCACGGUCAUAAACGAAACCAUUGGCAAAUGUUUCUUGGUGGAUGGAUUUUUAUUUGCGUAUCUACCGGAUAAGAAAUGCAUCAACGUUUGGUCCAACUCCAAAAAUGGUGUUGAUUUGAAACACACUGUUUUGGUGGGCUCCACAAAGGUGGAAGACGUCCUUUAUCAUAAAGGGGUGCUGAUUGUUUUGAGCGUCAAAAACGUUCUUGCGUUUAAGCUGGAAACCAAAGAAAUCUCAAUACCGCUGGCCACGUACGAGUGGGACGAACCUAUACAUUUUAUCGAUUUUAGGGAGGACCGACUCGUCGCCGUUUUUGAUGACAAGGUUGAAAUACUCAAGCUAGAGCGCCAAGAUGAAUGUUUUGAGCCGAUUUAUGCCAUUGACCGCAAUUCCGACAUUAAGUUUCUGGCAGCCAAAUUCACAAACCUGCACGAUUAUGAUCUGGCAAUUCUCUCCAACAAGUCGUUGAUUUUGCGCAACACAAAACAGCAAUUCAAGAGCAAGCUCACGAAAACGAAGGCGUGGAACGCAAAAACUUUCGAUAAUGUCAUCGUGACACCCGAGUAUGUUCUCUCACGAGAAAAAACGGCUCUCUCUUGCAUUUGGUAUAAAGAUCUCUCCUUUGACGAGCGCGUUAUUGAAGAGCUCUCGGAUAAGGCUCAACUAGGGUUUUCCCUUGAUGACCCCGGCUUGUUGUUUGUCGUGAGCCCGAAAAAUAGUGGCUCCCAGUUGUUAUUCUAUCAAUGGAGCGACGAUGAGUGCAGCGUUUCUUCUCAGAUGGAACUGGACGAGCAAUUCAAGCAGGUGUGCGUGGGGCAGUUUGGCAGUAAGGGAGCGGUUGUGGGAGUUUCCGCAACCGGUAUCUCUCUUUUCAAUGAAUGGGAAAUAAUUUAAGCAGUUCCAGCGCUAUGCAAGAAAAACAUCGAUUUGAAUUUACACCAUGAUAGGCAACCAUUUUGUGUUCAAGAGAGUUUUGCUAACCAUCCUCUUUAGCUUCUUUGCAUCGCUGUUGAUCUACACUGAUUAUUUGCAGGAGUUAUACUUAUUCAGCAAUAAGUUCAGGCUCACAGAGUUUAAAGUGGACAUGAGCACCUAUCAUUUUCUGAAGAAAUACUCUGACCUGGAACAGCAUUCGCUCUCUUCUAUUAAGCUUUCAAAGGUCUUGAACACCAUAGAGCAAACGAGUGGCGAUUUGGAUACUGCUGCUAAAGAAUUAUAUCUAUAUCCUCCAUUUCCCAAGUUGGACCUCGUCUAUGUGGGGCCCACAUUUAUCGAGAAUGGUUCGCUAUCGCUCAAUUGUGAAUACAGUUUCAUGAAAUUCAAGUGCCGUGUGCAAGGGCUCAUUCGCAGCGAAAAGACAUAUCUGGUUAACACAUAUUUGAGCGACUCGAAAUUCGAGGAAAUUGAGUUUCAUGCUUUGUGGAGAAACAUAGGCCAGUUCUUCAAGGCCAAUCGUCAUAGCGACGAGAACAGUACGAAUUUGCGUUUAAUAGCGAAUUACCUGUUCCUGUUUGGCUUUAACGGUACCCAUAUCCCUCUUUUUGCGUCCUCGUCCGCUGAGGUCGACUCGGCAACCAUUGAAAAUAAGAUCGAGCUUUACAAUAAGAUACAAAGCACUAUUCGGGACUUCAUCGCGCUGGUCCAGUUAAAAAUGGUCAAUUUUGCGCUCAUUGCUGUUUCGUUCAUUGCCGUCUUGGUAUUGCAUCUUAUUCUUUAUUGGGUGCUCUACCUGGUAUGCGGGUAUGGAUCAAAAAAAAAUGCUGAAAACGGCCCUUUGGUGAACCACAAGGAUGUUGUUGUGCAGGAUUUCAAUUCGCACUCCAAUUGCGCGAUAAAAUUCGACCAACCAAGAAAGCCCGAUUUGAUUACCGGGUCAUCUGAUCUGGAGCAGCAGAGUGACAACAACGCAGAUUUCCAGAACCAGGAUCUAUUGGGUAAAAGCCGUUUCGCGUUUGGGCUUAUAAUAAUUUAUUGUCUCGUCCACUAUCUCGUGUACUACGUUAUUGAUUUCCUAAUUCAGCAAGCCAUCAACCAGGUCUUCCGGAGUGUCACAAAUGGAGAAAUCGAGCUGAGCGGGAUAAGCAGCACAAACACGUUGGUUGCAGCUUCAGGACUACCAGAUUUGGCCCCGUUGUCCGAUGGCUCCAGCUGGAACAAUAGCGGAGGAGAAACCUUUACUUCGCUGCUAAAUAUAAGUGGCCUGGUUCUGAAUACGCUUAUAUUCAGCUUUUUCCACUACCUUUAUGGCAUUUUGGUGUACGUUUACACGCUAACUUGAGUAUGCCAAGAUUGGGCUCUCCAAAUUUUUUUUUGGAGCGGUGAAUCCGAUAUAUUCGAAAGCGGCUAUAAAAGGAUCUGGUCGUCAUAAAAUGUGGGCUAUCUUGCAUACGAUUGACGAAAAUGAAACAAUUUUUGCUUCUCCCGCUACUUUGCAAGGUUGCUUUUGGACGUGCAAAUCCUAUUGCAUUUGCCGAGGCUCUUGCUUUAGAGCAUGGAUCCGCUUACGCAAACACCAUGGGUGAAAUUGCAAUGCUCUACCCAACUGAUAGAGAAUGGUCGGAAGAGGCGGAGACAAUUGCCCCAUGCGGGUCCUACGCUACUCCUUCCAAUAGAUCGGAGUUCCCCCUGGACGAUGGUUUCGUGGCCUUGGUUGCAAAGUCUCACCAGGCAUGGUCUGUCAACCUCAAGAUUUCCUACAGCGACAAUCCAACGUCGAAUGAUGACUUUGAUACAUGGGCCACUCAUAACUUGACCAGUCAGAUCGACAUCGGACACACAUGCUACUACCUGCCAGACAUUCCUUCCAACAUCAAUAGCGGAGACCAUGCUACCAUCCAGCUGGAGUACAUGGCUCUGGAAGAUGAGUCGAACGUGACGCACUACGCCUGUGCCGAUGUCGAGUUUGUUGAGAAGAGUGUCUUUGAGGUUACCGAGUAUGCUCUGGACUGCUUCAAUGCUACCGAUGACAACUACUACUCCAGCGAGAUCACUGUGGACACUAGUUCCUGGCUCUCGUCUGCCUCCUCAGCACACUUUGCUACAUUGUCUGAGAGUACUACUUCCAAGGCUGCCACCACCACUUCUUCGUCAAGCAGCAGCAGUACCAGCUCUGCUACAUCCACUUCUUCUUCCAGCUCCCGGGGUAUGGCAGGACAAGUUGCAGCCUCGAGUCCAUUCGGGCUUGUUUUUGGCUCUCUCUUGUUCUUUCUUCUAUAGGUGAAUGUACAUAUGCUAGAGAGUGUAUUGUGACUUCCAGUUGUAACUUUGUAGCACGUUCAUUGGACUUGGGAGUUUCCACACUUUUAGUUCUUCGCACGACCCCUUGUGGUUUUCCAUUUUAUUCAUUAUUCCGAAUUUUCACUGAAUUAUUUUCAGCUCAUGUUUAGACUCGCCAGAUUUGCUGCUGCACCGCGCGUUCUGCGGAGCGCGGCGCCCGUGCGGCCGUUUCAUAGAUCUGCUGCUGUGCGUGGCUACGAGGAGGAAAAGGCUGUGCUCGACGACUUGUCUUCGAAGCUCUCCGAGGCCGACGUGAAAAGACUGUCGAAGAUGAGAAAUAUAGGUAUUUCUGCCCACAUCGAUUCCGGAAAAACCACGUUCACCGAGCGUGUGUUGUUCUACACCGGCCGUAUCAAGGCGAUCCACGAUGUCCGUGGAAAGGACGGUGUCGGUGCCAAGAUGGACCAUAUGGAUCUGGAGAGAGAAAAGGGAAUCACUAUUCAGUCUGCUGCCACGUACUGUUCUUGGGACAAAGACGACGAGCACUACCAUUUUAAUCUUAUCGACACUCCAGGCCACAUUGAUUUCACUAUUGAGGUCGAGCGUGCACUGAGAGUGCUGGACGGUGCUGUGCUUGUUGUUUGUGCGGUUUCUGGUGUUCAGUCUCAGACGGUGACGGUUGAUAGACAGAUGAAGAGAUAUAAUGUUCCCAGAAUCACCUUCAUCAACAAGAUGGACAGAAUGGGCGCCAAUCCGUGGAGAGCCAUUGAACAGAUCAACAAGAAGCUGAAGAUCGCCGCUGCUGCCGUGCAGGUGCCUAUUGGAGCAGAAAAAGAGCUUUCCGGGGUGGUGAACAUCAUUGACCGCCAAUCGAUUUAUUUCGAAGGCUCGCAGGGAGAAAAGUUGAGGAUCGAGAAAGAGGUGCCUGCCGAUCUUGUUGACCUUGUUGAGGAAAAAAGAGCUGUUCUGAUCGAGAUGCUGGCAGACGUGGAUGACGAGCUGGCAGAGGUGUUUCUGAACGAGGAGGAGCCAAGCGCAGACUUGAUCAAGGCUGCUAUUCGCCGUGCUACCAUUGCUAGAAAGUUCACGCCGGUGCUGAUGGGGUCUGCGUUGGCCAACAAAGGUGUGCAGCCGGUUCUCGACGCGGUUGUGGACUACCUGCCUAAUCCGUCUGAAGUUUUGAACACGGCCCUGGAUAUUGCCAAUAACGAGGCUCCAGUCAAUCUAAUUGCCGCCUCGAACCAGCCGGCCGUUGUGCUCGCCUUCAAGCUGGAGGAAGGCAAGUAUGGCCAGCUGACGUACCUGCGUGUGUAUCAGGGCCGACUGAAAAAGGGAAUGAUGAUCACACACGUCAAGACGGGCAAGAGAGUGAAAAUUGCCCGACUCGUGAGAAUGCACUCGAACGACAUGGAAGACGUGGACGAAGUGGGGGCCGGUGAGAUCUGCGCCACGUUCGGAAUCGACUGCGCCUCCGGAGACACGUUCACAGACGGCCAGGUCAACUACUCGAUGUCGUCGAUGUACGUUCCGGACGCUGUGGUGUCGCUGUCGAUCCACCCUAAGACCAAAGAUGCGGUCAAUUUCUCCAAGGCUGUGAACCGGUUCCAAAAAGAAGACCCUACGUUCCGUGUGCACUACGACAAAGACUCGAAAGAGACCAUUAUCAGCGGAAUGGGAGAGCUGCACCUGGAGAUUUACGUCGAGAGAAUGCGCCGUGAGUACAACGUCGAGUGCACGGUCGGUCGUCCUAGAGUUUCAUACAGAGAGACCGUCCUCAGCAGCACUCCGUUCGAGUACACGCACAAAAAACAGUCUGGAGGUGCUGGUCAGUACGCCAAGGUGAUGGGUGAGUUCAAGGCCACGUCCCUAUGCGACCCAGAGUACAUUGGCGCGUCUCCAGAGGAGGAUAUUCGGUUCAAAAAUAAUUUCCAGACGAAAAUUGUGGGUGGAAAAAUUCCGGAAAAAUAUCUCCUGGCCUGUAGCAAGGGAUUCGAGGAGAGUUUGGAAAAGGGUCCGCUUACCGGCUCGCGCGUUCUGGGUGUGCACAUGCUGAUCAACGAUGGUCAGACACACGUGGUGGACUCGUCGGAACUGUCUUUUAAGACGGCCACGCAGUUUGCGUUCAAACAGGCGUUCCUGAACGCGCAGCCGGUCGUUCUGGAGCCGAUCAUGAACGUGGUGAUGACCUCACCAGCCGAGUUCCAGGGCGCUGUCAUUGGGCUGAUCAACAAGCUUGGCGGCGUGAUCCAGGACACCGAAAACACGGCAGAGGAGUUCACCAUCACGAGUCUGUGCUCGCUGAACAAUCUGUUUGGUAUUGCUUCGCAGCUGCGUGCUCUGACUCAAGGAAAGGGAGAGUUCACGAUGGAGUUCAAGGAGUACCAGCCUUGUCCGCCACAGCUGCAGAAAAAGCUGGUGGAGGAGUACCAGAAGAAAGGAAAGAAGGAUUAGUGUAUAUAUCGUUGUAUAUAGCCCGUAUAAAGAGAGCUCUGAUUUCAGCUGAGCGCAGACAUGUCGACCUUGCCCGAGUCGAUCCAGGACUGGUCGACCAGCUUGUCACGGGCGGCAGACAUGUGCACGUACGACGACUUGAUGGUGCCCUCAGAAACACCGGUCUUCUCGCUGAUCCGCGACAGAGGGAUCUGUUGCUUGAAGAUAGCCGUCGAAAAAUAGAUAACCGUGGCGGCGAUCGUGGUGGGCGACCGUCCCUCCAGCACACCCAGCUCCUUGAGCGUGCGUGCAAUGUGCUGUGCAGAGGUGGUGAUCUGCGGCGAGAGACCCAAGUGCGAGCAGAAGCGGCCCACAAGAUCCUCUGGAUUGGUCUGUGUGGUGGAGAUAUUGUUGUUGCGGCGAGUGAUGAGUCCAUCCUGUUCUGCGUCUUUCCUCUGGAUAAUUUGCUUGAUGAUCUUGAACACCUUCCCGAUAUCCUUUUUCGGCACGUUUGUCAGCGCCCAGAUCUCGUUGUACGUUCUAGGCACGUCUGCCUUACGACAUCCAAAGAAAAUCGACGCGGCCAUUAUGGCUUCCUGGCUCUUUCCCCUCAACAUCUUGUCGUCAUGCACCAGCUUGUACACCUCUUUGGCGCCGUCCUGCACAACACGCGGCAGUUGAUAUCCAUCACAGAGCUGCGAGAUCUUGGAAUACGCAGACUGCAAUGCGUAGUCCUUUCUAUCAACGACACUACGGUUCUGGAUCCGGUUCAACUCCUUGGCUGCACGGUUGCCGUCAACUCCAGCACUUAUGACCGUAGACAGUUGAUCUGAAUCAAGCGCUCCGUUCGUGGCCUCUCCCACACGCGAUGGAUCGUCUCCGUUCUGGUCGUCGUUGGCAAACGUUCUCCAUUCAGAACGAGUGUCUAUUAUUCGAGAACUCAACACCAGGCCGCAAAGAGCACAAACGAUGUCUCCCUCGCUGUGUCUUUCAACAAUCUCUGGGGGAUACACCUUACACUCUGGACAAACCAGAGUGAUGUUGAGGUUGACGCCCUUUGGUCUCUCGGAUGGCGAAGGCAUAAAGACAAGAAAAAAAAUUAAAGCCGGUGCUUAUGUAAAUACAAUUAUGGUCGGAGAGAUUUGAAAGUACAAAUGGCGGUGGGGGACAAUUAGCACGAAGAAGAAGGGCGCGAUCGAAGUUGCAAUGGUAGUCCAACUCAGUUGGAAUACAACUUCGCCAAGGACGUGCGCUCCUAACAGCCGCAUGACCCAUAGCUAUCUCCGUCGACGUGGAUGUUCACUGCGUCUGUAUAGUCGUCACUGAACUCUAGGCUCUCUUCCUGCUGCAGCGCGUUUCUGGCCACCACGUCGAACGCCUGCUCCACGUUGACAGCCUCCUUUGCGCUUGUUUCGAAGUAUGGCAGGUUUCCCAUGCUGGCACAUAGCGACUGCGCUUUCUUGGACGAAACAAGUCUCUUGUUCUCCUCCACGUCGAUCUUGUUGCCAAUCACCACAAACGGAAAGUUGUCAGGGUCUUUGAUGUUGGCCUGGAUAAGAAACUCGUCCUUCCAGCUUUGUAGGUUCUCAAACGACUUGGUGUUGGUCACGUCGUACACCAGAACACAGCAGUCCGAUCCCCGGUAGAAUGCGACUCCCAAAGACUGGAACCGCUCUUGGCCAGCCGUAUCCCAAAUCUGCAUUGUCACUUGUUUAUCGUCAAUGACAAGGUCCUUGGGCAGGAAGUCGGCCCCGAUGGUGGCCUUGUACUGCUGCGAGAACUUGCCAUUGAUGAACUGUUGCAUCAAAGACGUUUUUCCAACGCCAGAGUCGCCCAAAAUAAUAACCUUGAGGAUGGUUUUCUUACGA
Ogataea polymorpha is the source of this 8197-nucleotide messenger RNA. RefSeq lists its product as uncharacterized. Gene Ontology annotation, molecular function: translation elongation factor activity; GTP binding; GTPase activity. The coding region runs from base 4062 to 6350 and encodes 762 amino acids. Gene Ontology annotation, cellular component: mitochondrion. Gene Ontology annotation, biological process: mitochondrial translational elongation. The record is from RefSeq and is a predicted model, not a curated record. The transcript has a single exon. NCBI's taxonomy places the organism in Eukaryota, Fungi, Ascomycota, Pichiomycetes, Pichiales, Pichiaceae.